GAGGGACACAUCGCGUACCUCACGCGGUGGGAGGAGCUCGACCAGGCUCGUCGCGACGAGGUCAGGUCCUGCAGAAUCCCCCGCGGCGCGAUGGGCCAUCCGGUCAUUGUGCUCCGCCGCCUCUCCGAGCGGCCGACGCACGUCCUCAUCACGUGUGUCUCCACCCACGGAGCCGGUCCGCAUGACGAUUUUCGUGCGCCGUGGGAGAGGCCCGAGCGCAUGCGUGCGCUCGGCGCUAAAGUCCCCGAGGACUUCCGCGCCUUCCACGGCAGCGAGCGGCCGAGCCAGGUCUCCGAGUACCUCCACCUGGAGGGGUACAACGCCUGGCCAAAAUCACAAACCAGCUGGGUCAACACCCAGCAGGUGGACCUCGUCCCGGUGGCCAUCCUCGGAUGGUUUACCAAGCCCCGCCGGCCGCAGCCCCUGCGGGUCACCCGCGCAAGUCUCGAGGACUUGCGCGACCACAUGGCCCGCGCCAAUUGGGGCUGGGGCAAGCCCGUGCGG
Chaetomium strumarium is the source of this 504-nucleotide messenger RNA. RefSeq lists its product as uncharacterized. The transcript has a single exon. The annotation marks the transcript as partial. The record is from RefSeq and is a predicted model, not a curated record. Lineage: Eukaryota; Fungi; Ascomycota; Sordariomycetes; Sordariales; Chaetomiaceae.